Messenger RNA from Theileria annulata, 318 nucleotides. RefSeq lists its product as uncharacterized. NCBI's taxonomy places the organism in Eukaryota, Apicomplexa, Aconoidasida, Piroplasmida, Theileriidae. The transcript is spliced from 3 exons. Bases 1 to 318 code for a protein of 105 amino acids. The record is from RefSeq and is a predicted model, not a curated record.
AUGUAUUUUUUGUUUAUUUUGUCCAGUGUUUUCGCAAUGAAUCAGACUAAAUCGAAGAUUAACAUCCCAUACAUAUCACCAGUUAGGAACAACCCUAAAAGGGGCGCUGUUAUCCUAGACGGUUCCACUAACGGCAACGGUGAACUUCCUUUUGUUGAAAUCGCAAACGCAGACGGCUACUUUUACAAAUCUCCUCAAGAUUAUAAAGAUACUUCCUACACUAAGAGGGAACGGGAACUUGAAGAACUACAGUCCAAAAGCAUGAACCACCUUGACUUCCUCAGUCCACUAAUAGGAAACCUCAGCAACAGAAUAUAA